AUGGUUUUUACUCAAACAGAGAUGACUUAUGACUACGAUCAAUACGACUCUGACGACUCGACUGGUGGCAUGAUCUUCAAUAUUAGGAAUCUUGAGGUCAAGGACUCCACCUCACCGCACCGGCUCAACCUGGAGAUUGCCUCGCAACUGAUCAAAAAGGACAAGACCAGCAAGGCGAGAGCCAUUCUUGAGGACAUGCCCGAAUUCAAGCUCAACCCCGAGAAACUUGAGAAGGAAGGCCUGAUGUGGAAGGAGACGGGUCUCGAGAGAGGCGAUCUCUCUCCGGAGGGCACCGAGUUUGUUUCGUGGAAGAUGGUCCGCGGUUAUCCUGAGAUGUUUGCCAAGGAAAUGUUUACCAUCGAAGGACUUCACAAGAACCGGGUCUGGGAUAUUUAUUACCUUCACCAGCCCAAGACGAUCCAUCCCAAGCCUGGCCUGUUUGUGCCCACCUACCAGUUCCAGCAUAUGUUGGACACGAUCAAUGCUCGGUUGGAAAUCAACCUUACCAUCCCCCCCGGCAAGAACGAAGCCAAGUUCAGACUGGUUUUUGGCGAUGGCAACACGCCUCGACCUCGUUUUCUUGGCCGCACCCACAGUGCCGAUGAAUUCAAGGACCUCUGUGGUCUUGUUCCCCGCCCGAAGCCCGAGGACGAUAUCCAGCAAGGAACCGAGGAGGGGCAGGCGAAGCUCAUCUCUGUCUUGAAGAUGAUUUCCAACUCCCACAAGAAGACUGAAAAGGCCAAGAAGAACGCGUACAAGCGCUUUGAAGCCCACCUUGCUUGGGGUCACGGAUUGAAGCGCACACAGUGCUACCUUGGUCUCCGCGAGCACAAGACAGCUGAAGCCACUGGCCAGCCCUCCGCGGUGAGGUUUGUGUGCAUCGAUGUUGAAGCCUGGGAGAAAAAUCCGAACAUCAUCACCGAGGUUGGCGUCGCCAUUCUGGACACACCCAAUCUCAAGGACAUGGCCCCAGGUGAAAACGGCCAGAGUUGGUUCGAGGCCAUUGAAGCUCGCCACUUCUGGGUAGCGGAGUACACUUGGGCUCAGAACAAAAAAUACGUCAAGGGUUGCCCUGAGAACUUUGACUUUGGUGAAACCGAGGUUGUUCAGGGUAAACAUGUGCCCGAGACCAUGGAAACCAUCAUUGACAACAGCCCUUACCCGGUUGUGCUGGUCUUCCACGAGUCUGGUUCUGAUAUCAAGUUUCUCGAGGCGAUCAAGUACAACAUCUACAAGGCCCAGAACGUUCUCGAGAUUAUCGACACCAAGCAUAUGUACCAGUAUGCCGUCCGCAGCAACAAGCAGCCCAGCGUGAGCACUGUCUGCGAGUUCUUGGGGAUCCAGACGAAGAACCUGCACAAUGCUGGCAAUGACGCCGUUUACACCUUGCAGGCCAUGAUCGGUUUGGCGGCCAAGCAGCGUGAGGAGAGUUUGAGAAGAGCUCGCGGAGAGGGCGUCCAGGUGCCUCGGAUUGCUCAGCAUCAUGUUCCUUUUGCCGAACUGGUUGAGAAGGAGGGUUGGACGAGUGGUGGUGAGGAUUCUGACGGUGGUCGCCCGGUUAGACCUGCGCAGUUUGAGAUGAAUUUUUCGACUUAUGCGCCGGUGCAGAGCGGUGGGGUUGAUGAUUGGCAGAGGGGAAAAGAGACAUUGCAUGCUUAG
Messenger RNA from Podospora anserina S mat+, 1659 nucleotides. RefSeq lists its product as uncharacterized. Gene Ontology annotation, cellular component: nucleus. The transcript has 4 exons. NCBI's taxonomy places the organism in Eukaryota, Fungi, Ascomycota, Sordariomycetes, Sordariales, Podosporaceae. The record is from RefSeq and is a predicted model, not a curated record. Bases 1 to 1659 code for a protein of 552 amino acids. Gene Ontology annotation, molecular function: nucleic acid binding.